Molecule: messenger RNA, 1422 nt
Organism: Symbiodinium sp. CCMP2456
Lineage: Eukaryota; Dinophyceae; Suessiales; Symbiodiniaceae
Source: the annotation of a GenBank genome assembly
AUGUCGAUUCCUGGAAGCGAGACAGACUUCACAGGCUUCUUCCAUGCAGCCAUUGCCCACCUAGCGUGCCGACCAGACUGCAGCAGCCAAUGGUGGCAGUUCGAGAAGGAUCCUGCAGUCAAGGCAACCUGGGCAGCGCUGGGGCUUCAACAGCCCAUGCCAAGGAUGGAAGAUGUGCUGGCAGCUCGCCCAGACCUGUUUAGCCGAUCCCACAACGGCAAGAACAUGGUCCUCAAGCUGCAGGCACUCGGUCUCUCGUGCCUACCGCCAGCAGCCAUCCCACCCCUGGGCACUGCACCUCCAAGCCCACUGGUGCCGGGCACGAACCAGGGCCCUGCGGCGAAGUGGGGAGGUCCCUGGGCGGGCAGAGCAGGAGGCUACAUGAAAUCGGGCCCGGAGUUGCCUCGGCAGCCCCUCUUUGGCGGGGAAGCUUUGGAGGGCGACGUGCUGGAGUGGAAGGGCAAGUUCGGCUGGAUUAAACCGCUCCAGCCGAUCGAUCAUCCUCUGGCAUCCCGGAACAAGUCUCGCAUCUACGUGCACGUGAAGGACCUCGCCGACGGCUUGCAGUCCCUGACCGCUGGGCAGCGUGUGGCUUUCCAGGCAUACACUGACGACAGUGGCAUCGGUGCAGAGGCAAAUCGAGAGCAGUCCGACAUUCGUGUCCCGCAUGGCAUCAAGUAUACUGGCCAGUGGAAGGGAGACAAGCGUGAUGGCCAGGGCUUGCAGGAAUGGCCGGAUGGCGCGCGCUUCGACGGUCAGUGGCGAAAUGGCUUAGCAGAGGGCUUUGGAAAGUUCAUACACGCCGACGGCGACGUCUAUGAAGGGCAGUGGAAGGAUGACAAAGCCAACGGAGAAGGCGUCUACCACCAUGCCGACGGCUCCAGGUACGUUGGCGAGUGGAAAGAUGAUCAGAAAGAGGGUCAUGCGAUGGAGGAGUGGGCAGACAAUUCCCGCUUCGAGGGAGAGUAUCGUGCCGGCAAAAAGCACGGGCAUGGAACAUUUACCUGGCCAGAGGGUUCCUCGUACGAGGGCGAAUUUCAGAACAAUGAGAUACACGGUCAGGGCACGUACUUCUGGAAUGAUGGGCGUGUGUACUGUGGGCAGUGGGCGAACAACAGGAUGAGUGGCCAGGGCACGUUCACGUGGAGAGACGGCCGGAAGUACAUUGGCAGCUACAUGCACGACAAAAAGGAUGGACACGGAGUGUUCACGUGGCCAGAUGGACGAGAAUAUGUCGGUGACUGGAAGGAUGGCAAGCAGCAUGGCAUUGGAGUCUUCAAGACCGCCAAGGGCGACUAUCGCCGCGGUGAGUGGAAGGAUGGCAGUCGCAUCCGCUGGAUCUCGGAGGCGUAUCGGGAGGAUGGGCAGCAGCCUGGCUCUCCUUCAGCUCCCCAGGAUGCAGCGCAAAACACUGCGGCUUGA